Cyphellophora europaea CBS 101466 is the source of this 978-nucleotide messenger RNA. RefSeq lists its product as uncharacterized. Gene Ontology annotation, cellular component: RNA polymerase II transcription regulator complex. Lineage: Eukaryota; Fungi; Ascomycota; Eurotiomycetes; Chaetothyriales; Cyphellophoraceae. Gene Ontology annotation, molecular function: transcription cis-regulatory region binding; DNA-binding transcription activator activity, RNA polymerase II-specific. The transcript is spliced from 3 exons. The record is from RefSeq and is a predicted model, not a curated record. The coding region runs from base 1 to 978 and encodes 325 amino acids.
AUGGACUUUUCGUAUUUCACAUCGGCGCCUCAGCCCUAUCAGUUCUUCGGGCUACCACAGCAAUCCGGUGAUCAGCAAGAUGGUCACUCUCAGCACACUCCUAAUCUCGACCCCUAUCCAUCACAACUGACAUCUGAACAAUACGACGCUGCCUUCGCUGCCUUCCAGCAGAACUUCCACUAUGACCCCAACACCUUCCUCGCCCAACCGCACCACAUCCCCUCCCAAUCGCAAUCUGUCUCUCCUACCAGGUCUACACUCCCCGAGUUGUCGCUGUCCCUUCCCGAGUUCGAUCACAACAACGUCCAAGUACCGCCGAACGACAUGUCCCCCGACGAAUCCAUCCCCGCAGUUGCACGGAGCAGUAGUGAGGAGAAAGACACCAUGACCCCGCAACAAAGUCGGAGGAAGGCUCAAAAUAGGGCAGCGCAACGCGCGUUUCGGGAAAGAAAAGAGAAGCAUGUAAAAGACUUGGAAGCCAAGUUGACGAGCCUGCAGCACCAGUCCGUGACACUCAAUGGCGAGAACGAGAGACUUCGUAGGGAGAUCGCCAAGUUCGCUACCGAGAACGAGAUCCUGCGUGCUACGUCAGGGUCUCAAACCAAUGGACCGACCCCGUUCAUGACUGAGCCUGAUGAGUUGGUUGGUCCACUUGGGUAUGUACCAACAGACCACUCAGGCGCGUCUUCGUCGUACGGAAGCGAUCUGAGUUCCAAGUACGCUCAUUUCGGCACGCUCAAGAUGUUGACGCUCGAUGAUGAAACUGGCGAGCCACUGCUGGGGGCGGGGGCGACCUGGGAUUACAUCCAGGCACAUGAGCUCUUUCGGAAAGGCCUCGUGGACGUUGGAGAUGUCUGCGAGAGACUCAAGGCUCUGGCAAGGUGUGACGGUCAAGGAGGUCCUGUCUUUCAGGAGAGUGAUGUUCGGCGAGUGAUUGCUGAAAGUGCUGUAGCUGGGGGGCGUGAUGAACUCAUUUGA